Messenger RNA from Porites lobata, 23733 nucleotides. The record is from the annotation of a GenBank genome assembly. Lineage: Eukaryota; Metazoa; Cnidaria; Anthozoa; Scleractinia; Poritidae.
AUGUUUGGCGUGAGAGGAAAAGUAAAAGCCUGCAAUUUUGUGCAUAAUGAUGAAAUCUGGUGAGUAAUUUCUUAAACUGUCUUGCUUACUGUUAACAUUAUUUAAAUAAACCAUAUUAUAGUAUUUGUUUGUUUGGAUGUUAGGUUAUAUACUGAAAAGUCCACGCGAAGCCAGCUCAAACUUGCGGAGCAGCAUAUAUACAGCUCAAAAUCAUGUUCCCCACGGGUUAAAUUACAAUUCUCCAUUCUUACUGGCUGUACUUAUCUUGUGAAAGGUUUGAACCCAGGAGUCAUUUCAAAAGUAGGUUGAGUUUGAUCGUCAGGGUGAACGUAGUCCUGAAUAGGACUGUUGUUGUUGACAGUGACUGACGUUUCGACAACCUGUGCGGUAGUCAUCUUCAGAGUAAAAGUGAGUUUAUCUUGUUUAUUGGUUAUAAGAGGCCAAAUAAGGACCCAGCAAAAGAGACAAAGGGAGGAGAGGCAAAGAAAAAAACGGAGAUGAUAGAAGGCGAAAAAUUAAACUUGCCGUCUAGAAAUUUUGCAUAACUUCCCUGGACUAACUUGGUUUUGAUUUAUAUAGGAAAGACCACGUGAACAGAGAACUACUGUCACAACGGCGUUGGCCUGACAAGUGGGGAUUUCUGGCCAGUGAAUGCCGGAAGGUAAGCCGCGAAUAAACCAGUGUAGCGUAAGUUCUGUAGCCUGCGAGUUUAGACGGUUUAGUUUUGUCUGGGGCGCACGAUAAAAUACUAUUCUUGAAACCAACAUGGAGCCUUGCAACCUUAUAAUGUUUUUGUGUUAAGAAACUUUUUAUUAAUUCCGGUUGUUUGGGCGAUGUACUCUACCAUACAAAGCACCAGUCAAAUUAGAAUGCAAGGCAAAGUAAAGUUUUUUAAAAUUCUCACUUACCGACAAACUUUAGCUUGGUGUACAGGCCGUAAUCAUGUAGGUAAAGUAGGCACAAGUUGUUCAUAAAUCAUACAGCUCCCACACCUCUUCAAAAACCUACAACUUUUCAGUCCUUAUGAAUCAAAUCCUGAUGUUAAAUACCAAUAGUAGUACAUAUGGCUACCCUGGGUCCUAACCAAUCAGAGCGCAGCAAAUUUCGUCUCGACCAAUCAGCAUCGCGCAUUUCGCCCAUGUGACUUAUUGACGUCACAACCCAUUGUUUUAAACCACGUGACCCCAUAGGAAUAAAGAACACGCACACACAAGAGUUGAAUCUACAUUCUUGUCAUAGUUUUAAUGAACCGCGUGAAGUCCUGGGUACAAGCGGGACGUGUGUGACACCCUAAUGAUAUCACGCCCAUUACAAAUCUAAUAGCAAAUCGAGUUCGUUCCCAAUCCUCUGGUAACCAUAGGGAUAACUGGAUCGGGUGGCGACCUCAAUGACACGCUUGUCGAACACCAACCCAUACUGCUUCACGCGCGGAACCACUUGAAUUUGUUUUUGUUCCAAAUCUCGUUGGAAAUAAUAAGGGUUGGUCAGGUUCAAAUUGCGUCGAGACUCCUGGGGCGAAUCUAAUUCGGAGAGAAUGUUGUCUUUCAUGGUCUGAAAAUUGAGAAUGGCGGAUCCACGGACAUUGAGCGUGAAACCGCGGACCUUGCAUACCACUUUACCCUGUCGUGUCAUGUACCCAUAAUUCUUGGCACCCCCCGAAACAAACUCGGUGAUGACGUCACCAUCCAAUUCGUCGGUCAUGUCCCCCAAAAAAUCGCCGGUGGCAAUGCUGGGUUGACCGGGCCGCCAUUUGUAUACCACACUAUCAGUGUCGUAGUAAAGGACUUGCUGUUGAAGGGUAUCCAGGGACUCGUAGAGCUUGAGUCGAGCAUGGCAGGUGGUGAAAGCGGCCACAAAAAUAUUGGUCUUGGUGCCUUUGACAGCAUUGUCUUGGACACUGGUGUAAACGGCUUCCAAGAUAUCGUCCGUGCAAAGGCGGAGCGUACUGAGGUCGAGAGCAGCAUCCGAGAUGAGAUUGAACAAUUGGGCGGGGUCUUGGACAGUGACAGUGGUGGGUUUAUUGAUCCGCUCCCCAAAUUUGCCCCAGAAACUGUUCAGCAUGAGCUUGGCCGUGGCUUUGCGACCGGGAUUUUUGGCAAUACUGGCAAUGUCCAGUUGGAUGCCUUCCCGUUCCUGGUAACGAAGAAUAUAAUGGCGUUUUUGCUCAAGGGUCUGACACCAGCCAGGCCAUCCUGCAGAUUCUUGUUUCAACUUGAGCCAGGUGUUCACAUAAUCAGCAAAAAGACCCGUUUGGCGUUGCUCGGGGGGAAAAUGCCAGACUUCAUGAAUCUUGAUCAGCGUGUACCCCUUUUCGACCGCUUUGACCAAUUCGGGUGUGCACCAGGUCCCGCGUAGCGUGCGAUCUGCAUCAGAAUGAGGGCAAUAACGGGUUCGGGUCAACAUGGGUUGGGCCUGUUCGGACUGAACACAAGCACGGCAGAGAGGAAAGGUGAGCUUGUUGCCGCUACGCACAGGCAGAACAGGAUGGAACAAACCAGCGGGGGGAAGAAUAUCGACGGUGGCUAGACCAAAAUAGGAGUCCAGGGACUGGUCGGCAGGCUGCGUGAUGAUCCGCGGAUGUCCGAUGGGAUAGGGACAGUUUUUAUUCACCCACGGGUACAGGGAGGUCACAUCCACAUAGCGUAUUUCCUCGCCUUCUCCAAUCACAGCAUGCAGAGCGACGGCACCGGUUCGGCCUCCAAAGAAGGCUUCACGGGGUUCUAGGGGUGCCACCAAAUCGAAGGAAUUUAGGAAAUGUUGAACAGCUUCAUCCGUGUCCACUAGUCGGUCCCAUUCACAUUCCCACAUUUCGAUGACGGUAUAACCCGCUCGGAGCAAGGCCGUGCGUUUGGAGAGCGUGGCUUGAUAGAGUUCCUCUACAGUUCGAUCCGGCGUGGCAUAAUGUUUGGCGUUUCUCGCGGGAUAACAGCGGGGACAGCCAUGGUAGAGACAUCCGUGGAACUCAUAGAUGGUGCGAGUCACAGGAUCGUAGCCAUCGACGAAAUGACUGUCGACGCUGGUUCGGACCGAUUGUUCGCCGCCAUUACGAACGUGACGUAUGCGAUCAGCACUGGCCCCCUCUUUGGGAAGGAGAUGUUCUUGGUAAUAGAGCCAUUGGAGGGCUUUGAGGGAAUGGUUGACUUGGGCCCCUCGCCACCCUCCGAGAGGUUCCACUGCAAUGGUGUCGGGGGUCAAAUGAUGCUUGCGCCAAUACAAAUUGCAGGCACUGGCGAUGGUGAUGCACUUGGCCAUAGGAUUGAAGCCCGCCUGUUGUUCAAAUUCUUGUUGAAAGGCUUCACACCCAGCUUUCAAUAGAGCCACAUCGGAUUUGCAAUACUCAAUCAUUUCUUGUUGGAAAUGGAAGGGCACGUUCCGACGGACUUGAUCCGCAUGCCAACGAGUCAGUUCCUCUUUCUUUUUGGCCAUCAUGCCGUCGGGGUCGUAAAAUUCCAAAUCAGGGAUGCGACCCACAUACUGUUGGUGAUCGGGGAUGUUGAACAAAUGGGGAAAGAACCCCUUCUUUAAUUCGGUCAAAUUAAAGGUACUGGAAAAGGAAGCCAGCGGCAUAGGCAAGAAACACAACGAGUCGAUGAAUUUGAGGGGUCCACUUCUGAACGAUAAGACUUUGGCGCCCACGGUCAGUUGAUCCACGACCUCGCGUUGUUGCUGGUAGAGUUCAUGGAGAAUGAACAUACCAUCAAACCCUUUUAGAUUGUGAAACACCACGAGUAUCGUCCGCUCGCCCUCACAAUCUGGAACAUCCGUGAGAUCAUCCAAAUCGCGCAAAAAUUGGAGGGCACAGUCCUCCCCAUCCAGGACAUGAAUGGUGGUGUCGACACUCGACGAAUAACAUAACAAAUUAGCCACAAACACGCCUUCUGCAUUCUGCAUGGCUUCAAAAUCUGCGUAAACAAACAGGGGAGGGGGUGGCGCCACCAUGCUACCUCCCCCCUCCUCUGUCGGUUCAGUCUCCUCAUGCUCAUUCUUCACAGGCUGAAUGUAACAUUGAUGGUUUUGGAUGGACACCCAUUCCUGACACGCGGGGCAUUUGGCGUACCCGCACCGGUGACGUUGGUUACGGACGACUGUGUAUUGGGCUUGACACUUGAGACAGCAUUUGAUAGAUUGACAUUGCUUGCUGAUUUCAUGAUAACGUUUGCAUUGAUGGCCAUAAAACUUGCGGUAACACAGACAGCAAUACUCAGUGGGGCGGGUACCACGCACAUACUCCGGACAAUCAAAACGUCCACACGCAGAGCAACGUCUCCCUUGACAAGUAUGAUUGGUCCGAUCGUCGGUGUUGAACCCCCGUUCACAGUCCAGGCAAUAAUACGAACGAUUGACAAAGGCAGGAAAAGACGUGCAGCCAUCAAAAUGAUCAUUGGAUUUCAGUAAACGAAUCUGAUGAGGGGCGUCAGGGCCUUUGAAAAUCAAAAAGAACGGUUUCAUCCGGGUCAUCACCAAGAGUUGAUAGUGAGAGCCCAACGCUUGUUGAAACUGACGAAGCUCGGGGAUGCCACAGGGACCCUCCGCCACACCCGCUUGCUGAUGGAGAGCCUGGGCUUGACGUUGCUGCACAGGACGACCACGUUUGAGAUUCUCCCAGUCGCGAAACCCGUCCACGCCUUGAUCUUUAUGGCAAUAAGCACGCAUGGUGACAAUGGCGCGGGCGCAACAUAAAGUAUCUCUAUUUUUGAUGGUGACAAUGCAUCUCUUUUUCUGGUUGACCCGAUCCAGGCAUAAACGGCCGACAUUGCGUUGUUUAUGUCGACCAGACCCUGGGCCGGGCAUGGAGACAAACACCACAUCCACUUGGAACCCACGAUCGGGGUUGAAGGCUUCAUUGCUGUUCAACUUGCCAGCUAGGGUAGCUAACAUCUCAUCCAAACGAGCCGUACGUUGUAAAAAUUCUCCCACAGUAAAAUUGGCGGUUUGAUACGCGUGAGUGAACCCAUGCGCUGUAAUAGCAAAGUUCACAAAAUGAUGGGCAGGUCGUUGCUCGCGGUCAAGUUCUGUUUCAAUGGCUUGAUGCAAGGCUUCCGUGAGGGCCAUCCCAAUAUUAUCUCCAGGACCAGGAUCCCUCAAUUGACGCAAUUGCGCAUUGAAUUGUGCUCGUUCCACUACAUUCCGCCAGCGGCGUCGUCGACCAAUAGGUUGCAUCAUAAAUUGGAAGAGAGGGCCUCGAGCGGGAACGGCUCCGCCCAACUGUUCCCACCGGUCAUAAGCGCGGUUUAAUAGAGCUUCUUCUUCUUCAUCACUGUCAGGAUACCAGUGGUCCUCCGCCAUGACGGAGGAGGCAAUUUGAAUUUUCCCGCGCCGGACGCGGACUUUUAUAGACCUAAAAAACACGUGAUCAGAUGAACAGGGAUUGGUGGACUUGACUCAGGUGAGAGUCAGGUGAGGGUCAGGUGAGGGGUUGAAUAGACAGGAGGAGGAUUGAGGGGGGUGCCCCCCAUGGGUACAGAAUUUUCCAUUCUCCUCUGAGCCUGGACCGAGAGCGGUGAUUGGUGGAAAGAUGGCUAGAUAUAAGCCAACGUUCAGACCAGACGUCAGUUGCGUUCGAGACAUGCCGAAAGAUCCUGAGAAAGUGAAAGAGGCUAAACAUAGGUGGUACCUCAAGCAUAGAGAGAGGAUUGUGGCACAGAAACGGGAGAAGCGGGUGGCUCAGAAAAAACUCAAACCGCCCAAGCCACCCAAACCACCUCCGACCCAGGAACAGUUGGCCAGAGCCCGAGAGUUGAACCGGUUGGCCUGUAACCGAUACCGAGCCACACACGGAGAUCAAGUACGGGCACUCAACCGCAAGUACUACCAUCGACACCGCGAUAAGAUCGUCCAACAGCAACGGGACCGUCGUGCCCGAGCUCGAGAGACACCCCAUCCGUUUAGAAAAUUGCAAGCCUUGGCCGAUGAGUGCGCUGCCCGUUUACUGGUGAUUGAACAUGGAUACACCAGGAUCGCGCCAGCCCCCCAAACCCAGGAAAAAACGGGACCCUGUGAAAAACAAAGCGCAACAAAAAGCGUAUCGGCAACGUCUAUAUGCCAAACCCAACGGCAUAGAGGAUGUCAAGGCCCUUCACCGUCGCCGCUACCAUGAACGAAUGGCUCGGUUGAAAGUCAGUGGUGAGUACGAUGCCUUCAAAGCUAAAAAAUCCCAAGAGGGCAUGCAGCGCUACUACGGCAUGAGCAAGGAACAGCGGGAGGAGGUCAAGCGUAAAAACGCCCAAUGUCAGAAAAACUGGCGGGAGAAAAUGAAAGAGCGAGGGACCUACCAGGCUUAUCUGCAACGGACCAAUGCCCAUCGACGAGAGCAGGCCGCCCAGAAAAGAAAAGAGUUGGGCGAGGAAGGGUGGAAAGCGUUGCAGAAAGAACGGUACAACAAGCGAAUGGAAGCCAUUCGACGUCGAGAAUGGUCCUGGUUGGACGAGGCAUUAGAGCGUCCCUUUCCCCUCCCGUGGUUGCCAUUGGACUUGCCCCUAAGUGUACCUAAUGAGGACAGUGUGCAUACCCUUCGUGCAGAGGCUUUACAAAAAAUAGACUCGUGCUUGUAAGAACAAACGUUUAAUUAAAUCAUGUGUAUUGUGCUAUUGAACAUGGUGUCUUGUUUUUUUUAUGACUAAAGGGGGUUUACAUGCCGAAUCGAAGUUUAGCUUUCAUAAUGCGUCUCACAAUACGCUCUGUUAAAUUUUUACUACCGGGGAGUUGAUCAAUCUUGGCAAUCAUCUUGCGAUCCGCUGCCCAUUUGUCUUUCAACGUCUUGGCUUUAUCAUAAUCCAUGUCAUGGGCUUUGGCAAUCCUGUCCAACCGGUUGAUACCGGGAUCCCCACGGGCCAAUCGUUUUUUCAAAUGAGUGCCAGGACCCAUGUACUGAUAACCAGGCCAAUGAAAUUCAAUGCCGGUCUUGUUAAGGAGGUUCUGUACAUCAAAUAACUUGCCGCCCCGUUGCGACCGUCGUCGUCGCUUGGCUCGGGAACGGGAGGCCGCAGCACGGCGUUUGCGUCCCAUUAUUUAGGGGGUUUUCCACGAUUUCCAAUCCAGUGCUUUCUUGGCCCAACCAGCGGCUUUCUUUUUGGCGAUACUCGUAGCUCUCUUUUUGGCCGCUUCUUUGGCUUUUUGUCUGAUUUUGCGCUUGACGGCUAAGGAGGGGGUGUCCCAAGGUGUCGGGCCCACGUCCUCUGAAAAGGGCAAUUCUUUGGCCAACUCCGCACUGGUCGAUGGGGUGGUAAACUUGAGUUUCUUUUUGGCACUAGGGGUGAACUUUGGCUUGGGCGGGACAAGCGGUUUUCUGGGUCCACCAGUGGGGGUGCCUUGUUUUAUACCCUGGGUGGCCUUGACCAAUUGCGUAAACCAGGCUUGCAUGGGACCCGCUUCAAAAUCAUCGUCACCCGGCGUCGUGGCCCCGGCAGCAGUCACACCCCCAGCAGCGGCUCCAAAGGGUUGGCGCACUUUUUUGGUCCAAUGGCGUAAUUGACGGCUGACGGCUUUGAGUUGAGGCCGUUUCCAAGCAUCAGGGACAUCACUGGUCAGAAGGACAUGUUGUUUGGCCGCUAAAUCGGCGGCUUUGGUCAAGCGGGUGUCUUCCACCAAUUCUUGUUUGUACUGGUCUCGUAAUUGUAAAAAAGCCGGGGCGUUGUUUACCGUGGUGCUGACCAUCUCGGGUUCCAUGGUGCAACUGAGGGGUCUGGUCUAGCGCAUGCAACGUUUAUAACAUCGGUAGAGUUCCGGCCAAAGGGCACCCCCUUUUUGAGCCAUCAUGAUGGCGCGUCGUCGUUUGACGGAAUGAGCGGGUUUAGCCAUGGCGCGUAAACUCUGAGCGUGAGGUUUGAGCAACGUAAUGGUCUGUCGGGAACGGGGCACUGUACCACGGAGGGUGUUCAUCACCAAUUCACUGACCGCAUUGAUCUGAUCCGCAUUGGCCAUCCGCAACAAUUCUUGUCGUUUGUGUUGAUUGGCUUCUCGUAAGACACUUUUUAAGAACGGGGCUUGACGUUCCAUGCGCCACCCCAUGAUGAAUCUUGAGUUCAGGCAAGGACCAAGGUCUAUUUAUGGUAAAAAUGGCACCACACCGACCACACAAUUCACCAUGAUAAUGCGAUUGCAUGUGAUGUCGACACCGGGCACACAAAGCGGCGUCAUAUUGGUCAUCCCAAUCUAACGCAAACGUGACGGCUUUGCGUUUUGGGCGUCGUUUAGUCUGGGCGUCGUAGUCGGAUUCUGGGUUUGAAUUUCCGGAGAUACAAAGGCGAGAGAGCCAUUGCCAACAGCGGGAGUUUAGCACCGCGUUGGCGUCCACGUCGGCGGCGUCGUAUUCGAGGGACAUAACGAUGUCGACGACCGUUGGGGCCACGGACCAUUGUUCAAUUAACUCUUGUCCAAACCCACGAAGGUCUUUUUAUACAUUUUUACAUGAUGGAACAAUUGAACGAUUCCCCCGCAUAUUUUUUCCGUUUGCCGGAAGCCACUUCCCGUCGACGUUUUUCACCAAUUUUGAUGGCACGCUUGGUUUGAUGCUCCCCGAUGGCUUUGGUACCGGCAUAACCGGCUUUGAAAAUGCCUAUAGGCAGGCUGGCCGCAACACCCCCCACUUGACUCACACGCCGUCGUCGUUUAGUGCGUUUGCGUUUCCGUCUAGGUCUCAUGACAACUCGUUUGGAGAGCGGAACACUUUGAGCCUCUUUUUUAUACAUUUUCACAUCAAACUGCAUCCACCCACUUUUUUGGCAUACCCCUUCUUGACCAACCACUUGUUGUACGAGUCCUUGCUGCCACUAGCGCGAUACUGGCGUUUAUAAUUGGCCACCCGUUGUUUGUCGGCCUUGACGUCGGCUUUGGAAGGAAUCUUCCACAUAGCUGGGUUUGUCAACAACUUGAAGCCUUUCUUGACAUCCACAACAAACGGCGCCUUUCCACCCUUGAUCCUACGUCGACGUGGUCGUCGUCGUGUCGUCCUGCGUUGGCGUUUGCGUCCCAUCGCGUAUCGACAACGGCCACACAUUUUUUUUGGACAGGGGAAGAAAGGUCCCUGUUUUUAUAUACUACGACCUCGUCCACGGGCUCGGCCCCGUCCGCGUGCUCGGCCACGGCCCCGUCCUCGGCGUGGUGGUCUGGGUGGACUUGGGCUGGAGGUUCGGGUGGAGGUGCGGCGCACCGAGGGACGACCCCCCUCUUCAUACACGGUGGUCACCGUAUUAGUGUGCGUGAUGUUGCGAAUCCGUCGACCUCGUGCCCGUUCUUGAGCAUCUUCAUUCAGCAAAUCCAACCGUCGCCUUAAGCCUCGCCGUCGAUCGUCAUCAUCAUCAUCGCCAUCCUCGUCAUCGGACGGAGGGGACGAACCUGGGGACGGUGGGGAGGGCACCCUGGGGCGCCGUCGCGGUUGUUUGGCAGCCACGGUGGGGCGUCCCGUGGGGGUCGUUGUCGUCGAGGUGGUGGUCCUGGUUCCUGCCCCGACACUGCGGCGGGAGGUGGAGGGGCGGGCAGGGGCGGUGGUGGUCGUAGCCGUGGUGGUAGGGCGUGUUCGGGUGGACGUGACGGGUCGUGGUCGGCUGGUGGUGGUGGUGGUGGUCGUGGGGCGGGUUGGGGCUGCCGUGGUGGUGGCAGUGGUGACGGGGGCUGUACCAGUGCCUGCCACGGGCGGGAGUGUGAAGGCAUUCAAGGCAUCAUCUACAUUGACCGGGUAAGUCAAAUUGAACUCGUCAAUGUCUUGCUGCAAUUGGGUACGAUCCACGGGUCGAGACAAUUCGGUCACCAUGUCCGUCAUGCUGCUGAGAUCUCGGAGGACCGAGGGGGAACCUACCCCCGCGGGCGUGUGGGCGUCCAUGCGAGCGGCUAACUCAGUAUGUUGUCCGCCUUCUCUUUGCCGCCGUUGACGUUCGCGUUCUCGUAGCAGCGCGUUUUCGAUCGGCAGGGACAUCCGCCCGCAAGGUGUGGACUUGGGCUUUGCCUUCUCGGGGCGUUAAAUGACUCCACAAACGGUAGCGAUCAUCCGAGGCUGGAUGCACAUCCAACAUUAAAUAGCCAAAGGGGCGGGCCGUGAUGCGUUUAAAUAGGCGCAAGACUUGACGCCACCGAUCCGGAAAGGCUUGCAAUAAAAUCGUCCGUAUCCCUGUUUGAUCCCGAGGGUUUUUGAAGGCCACAAUGUAAUGCGCGUUGCGAUUGAUGGUCUUGGAAAAUUUACCCGGCGGGAAUAAAUCUUGCGUCAAAUACAACACCGUAAUGUUACGAUGAUGCGAAUCUUUGGUGAACAAAUCCAACACGCGCUUGUCUUGUCCCCCUUCUUCCAUCAGGUCGUCCAAGACCAACACCCCGCCGCGCGUCCGACCAAACCAUUGCGUCAAAUGACGAGGGUCCGGUAACCCGCGAUAAAAUUGAAUCCCAUCCUUUUUUUGCAUACGCUCGAAUCGGGGUUGCCAACGAUCAUAGGCAUACACAAUCUUACGGGGUUUGGCUUGAAACACGUUGAGGUACCGUAACCAUUGUUCCACCAAAUCCGUUUUGCCACUGCCCGACGGGCCUGCGAUAAUCACACUACUGGGUUGACGGAUCAUGAUUCCCACGGACGAGGGUGACGUCGAUAAUGACCCGUGGCUCCUUUAGCACCCAUGCGUUUAUACCGUUUGUCGCGUCCCAAUUUAUCCCCGAUUUUAUAGGCUUUGGCCAACACGCUCAUGAUGCCUCGUCCGUUUUGGCGAAAACGGGGUCGUCGGGUGCCCUGUCGUCGUCGCCGUCGUCUGCGGUGGGGCAUGCUGUCCAAUACUCGCGAUACACACGUGGCGAUUCAGACUGGAUCAGACCUUCCAUGGUUUCUCUUAAAUACGUUUCGCUCAUGCUAUCCAUAUACUGUUUGAGGGACACCCAAUCUUGGUCUUGGGCCAAUUGUCGGGCCAUGAGCCAAUGAUACCCAUCCCAGGCAUCAAUGCCUUGCACUGUGUUGACCCGUUCGAUGGGGUGUUCCCACCAAUACAAGGUUUCUUCGAGAAUGAACGCAUCCACAAUACGCUGGACAUCGCUUCGCGUAAUCAUCAUGAGAGACAAAUGACCACUCAUGGACCACACAUUUCGUUUUAUGGGUUUUUUAUUCAACACUCACAAUGAUUACAAGUGAUAAAGGCCUGGCGGCUCACAUUCUUUUGCCCCCCAUCCCGUCGGGCAUCCACUUCAUCUUGUAAUUCCCGUUUGAUCACUCGUUUCAACUGCUCGGCCACUUUUUGAUCAUUCAACACUAAAUUGUCGCAACUCCAUUGACUUAAAAAUUCUUGAUAGGACCGUCCUUGUGCCCGGGCUUUCAAGAAAAAUAACGCAUAAUGGCCACAGGUUUGACUAUCCAGGGCUUGCAGGGUCUGGUCACUGCGCGUCAGGUACUUCCAUUGACCCCACCAUUGGUGCAACUCCGGGGUGGUGUAUACGUGCAGGGGUAGACCAUAACUGUCAAAGAUCUCGCACUGGUUCUUUUCGGUCCACAGGCCCAACCAAUGCUGGCCCGGUUCUCCCGCGGGGUCCGUGUUGACAAUGUAGGCUUGACGGAUCUCCUUGGCGGGGGAUCGGGGGAGUUGGUCGGCGGGAUGCACCCCAUGAAACACGCGUCGUAAUGCGGGGUCUUCCAAGGCCAGGGUCCGCAACACAGCAUCACUGAGUGCCACAAACUCCAUGCUCGGUGUCUUUUUGACUUCUGAUUUCUCAGCCGUUGAUGUUGUACUUUAUACCUCCCAGAUGGUUGAUCUCAUACAUGUUUUCAUACUCGCUCCAUACCAAGACGGUGACGUUGUGUCCCACAGCCGCAGCAAAAUCAAUGAUCAAUCGCGUAUUGCCCGAUUGACGGGGGUUGCGAUAUUCAGGGUCAUCGGCUUUUUGACUAGGCACAUUGUUGAACAUGAACAAGGUACAAUUCUUGCCUUGUCCCCAAUCACCGGGCAGCAGCAUGGGAAUCUUGUGUUCAUUGUAGGCACCCAUGGCUUGUAGAAAUCGAUCGUAGCCCAGCAAAUCUUCAUAGGCUUGGUCUCCUGUCAAUUGCAGGGUUCUGUAAGGGUAUUCUUCUCCAUUCAAGGUCUGUCGUACUUGGGUGACACCAAACUUUUGAAAGGCAAAAGGGUAUCUUUCUAGGUCUCCAUUGAAGGCAUCCGAAUGCAAUAAUCCGACAAUCACUCGAUCAGGAAAUCGUCCCACAAACACAUUGUCUUGUUCCCAUUGGGUGGUGCGUCCAUCAAAGGAAAAGGUGCGAAUUUCACUCCGCACCACAGGGUAGCGGGCAAUCUGUUUGUUCAGUUGUCUUUCUUUUUGCAGUCUGACAUAGACAGCAGCAUUCAGGGUCACUUUUCUCAUCAACAAGGUGACUUUGAUGUCAUCAUUGUGGAUGGCUGGAAUUUUCUUGGUAUUCAAGGUGCCUUUGUUGGGGGAGCCCAUCAAGUAGAUGGUCUUGGGGUUGAGGAACAGUUCAAAGUCCAACUGGAUAUUGGGGACCAACAAUUUGCCUGUAUGGAGGGUGGGCAAAUGGGGACGCACGAUGAAGGUGUGCCAAUUUUGACUCAGUAACUUGCUGGUCAGGGUUCGCAAGUCUGCAUUGCCACUCCAAUUGGCAGCCACAGGGACAUCGGAAUUGGCGGCGGUGGCUCCUAUUUCUUCUGCUACAUUCAGCUGAUUGACCCAUCCUUGGGCAGCUAGCUUGGUGGCUCCUUCUUCUCGGUUGUAAUUCAGCAGGGUUUCUAUGUAGGCUCGGUAAUGGUAAGUGUUGCUCUGUUCGGUCACAAGGACGCCAUUCAUGCUCAUGGUAAUGUCUCGAAAGAUGGAUUGCCCAAAAUUGUUGACGCAGUAGACAUGUCUGGUUUCGUUGGCAUCGGAAAUGAGUAGACCCGCAUGCAGUCCUGUAUAGUCAGCGGCUGGAUCGGUCAAGCGCACUUUGACUUUGAAGCGGAGAGAAUUGAGAUCGUAAUAAUCGUCCGAGCCAGGAAUGGAGAAAGUGAUGGGCUGGAUGCCUGUCAAAGCGGGUUGAAACUCCACCUCCCGCGAGGCUUCGUACCGAUAAUCCACAUCGGGCACGUCAAACAGUUCGAGCGACAUGGUGCGAUCUGUCCACGAGGUUCAACGACGUCCUCUUUUUAUACCUUUUCGUAGUCUGUGCCAAUCAUGGAUGGGAUGUGCGGCGGGAAAGGGGCGGUGCGGAAAAUCGAUUUGAAUGCGUUUUUUCAAUCGGCUAAAGACGUUGCCUCCUUUCUGUUUCUUUUUCUGUUUCCGGGCUUUGGCUUGAUUGGCCCACAACACUGUUCGGAGAUCCCCCUUGCCCAACGCCCCAAGAAUCUUACCCCCUUUCAUGCGGCGCAGGGCCUGUUCCACUCUCCAUCGAGCAGGAUUGAUGCCAUCGGCGGCUGUGGGGAACCCCAAAGGAUUUUGGCGCCUACGAGUGAACUUGCCAAAAAUCGUGCCCCCUUUCAUCCUGCGCUGUAGGUAACGAUCCAAUUGGCGGGAGGAUGUGUGCAUCAGCGGAUAACGCGCUGUCGUCGACUUGCCAAAGAUCGUGCCUCCCACUUGAUACGGUGAAAUAAACCGUCCACGGGCCCGUUGCCGUCGAACGCGAUUUUGCGAUUUGAGAAAACCUCCUACACGUACCAUUGUUUUCACAGUCCAAAGAUGUCCCGUACACGUUGCGUGGCUCUUUUAUAGGUAUUUUGAGCGGUCCGUUUCACCUUGUGUUUGCCCGCCGUCCAAGCCAUGGCGGGGGCUUUGCGUUUCAAGCCGCGGCUGAGUUGGGCACUUCGAUCCGCCCAGGUGGCUGCAGCACUUUUGCCACGUUGAAUAUCUUGCAGUCCCGCUUGAGCUUGUUGCACGAUCAAGGGUCCCGCCAGUUUGAUCAAGUCUUCGGCCAACCCUUUGCCCUCUUGCUUGGUGAGCACGGGCGUGUGGUACCGCGUUAAACUGCCUCCGCGCAUCUUGAGUCAAGUGUUCUUUUUGAACGGGUGUGGUUUGGCUUUUUAUAGUUGUUUGAGACCAAUGGUCACCAGGGUUUUGCCGGGGGGUAAAGGGGCCAAGGGUCCACUGGUACUGGCAAUCUCCACUUCCAAGAUGUCUAGUUGAUUUCCUCGGAGUUUGAUCCAUUGGUGGUGCAGGGGUUCGGCCGUACUUUCCCCAUCGCCGGUUCUCAACAAUUGCACUUCUCGUAACAGGGGAUACUUGCCACUGCCCACCACCGUGGAUUCCACCAGAUCUGAAUAGACCAUGACGGUCCGUCGGCGGGUUCCCACAAUCUUUUCAAACGAGGCAUCCAGGUUAUUCAACUGCCAUUCAAACGCCUGGUGCAAUCUCAUCCAUUUCACAUUGUCUUUGGUCACGAUGAAAAAAGCUCGGCUGGUAUAGUUGACCCCCUCGUACACCUCCCCUUCCCAAUCGUAAUAGGCUCGAUAUCGACUCCCGGCGGGACCCGUGGUCUCAUCGUACGUCUUGACGGGGAGAGAAUAUUGCAGAUUUGGCCCUAUCACAUAAUCGCUCUGGCUGCUUCCAGUCUUGCCCGUCUUGAGGCGCAGCAAUCCAAACUUGAAUGCAAUGUCCACAUUGAUGUAAAACUCCACCAUGUUGAUUUGGCGAUUGUUCAACAACUGCUUUUUAGGAAUCGCUUCAAUCACCAGAGACUCAUCUUUCCAAGUCAUUCGGGGCAUGCCGUGUUUAUUGACAAACACAAUCGGUUUUCGGUCGCUAUUCUUAAUCAGUUCGUUCCAUUGAUCUUUCAUCGCCGUGUACAUGAUGAAGUUAUGCAUUUGUUGCGCCACGCGUUGCCAAAACUGUCUCCCCGUCGCCACGAUUUGAGUGGGAUUCAUGACAUCUUCCAAUUCAAUCAUACCGGUCACCGUGGGGGAACUCACGCUCAAAUACCCUGAGGUCGAUGGGUUACCCGUGUUUGUCCACAGACGCACCGAUUGUGGAUACUCGUAUCGGACCACUUUGGUAUGCGGAUCCGCGGCAAUGAUGGCAUUGCUCUGGCCUUGAUCCGGGACGGUCAGGGACAUGAGCGAGGCAUGCCAGCCUGUGCCUAGUAAGUCCAGGCGUUCGGGCAGACGGACCUUGAAACUGUUGUUGGCAUUGUUGGGAAACUCGUCGGUCGGAUCGCUGAUGAGCGUCAAACGUUUAAUCUCACUCAUGUUGAGGAUGAAGAUAAGGCACGUUCCCCAGGGUGCAGGGUCCUUUUUAUAGCCACGUUGCCACUUUCUGUUUACUGCGAGGGACACGUCCCACCACUGAAUUGAAGGUCGAUUGUUUAGGAUGAAAACAUACUUGCUGGGCAAUGUUGGGAAAAGCCCGGGCCAGUUCCAUCAGGGUCAUGCAGGUCUUGGGUUUAGGGGGUUUCUUCUUGCGCAUGGGUGGAUGACGACCAGCGCGUCGACGUUUUUUCUUGGGUGGGGAUCGUAGAGCCCCUCGUUGCUUGGCAUACUCCUCAGCUCGAUGGUAGGCAUUGGCGUAGGCCCAUUGCUGUUUGGUAGGACUGGCCAACUUGUCCCACCACGGUUGGGUUUGCCGUUGUUCGGCGGCUUUCUUCUGGAUGAAUUUCAAGACGUUGGCGUCACUGGUGGGCGAGGGCGUGUAACUAGCUCGCGGUCGACUGGAAUCUGCCAGGACUUCAUCGAGAAACCGCACCCGCUUUUUUCUUUUUCGAGGCGUUAUUUUGACGCGGACCAUGUUGCGCGGGAAUCCAACUAUCGUACUUGGCCGGCCACCCUUUCCACCGGACCAAGACUUGACGUCCUUUGCGUUUCAAGACUUUUUCGAUUCGAAACAACGAGUCGUCCGAGACUUGGACUUUUUGCACAUCGGGUUCAUAAAACGUGCCUUUUAUAGGCGUGCCGUCCCAUUCACUGAGUCGAUAAGUGACCACGGGAUGACGACGCACAUGCGUGACUACAAACACUUCUUCUGUCCAGCCUGGCAAAUACCCUUUUUUAAAGGGACGAUGUUUCUUGUUGAGACGUACCCGAUCGCCCACUUGACAUUUGGGUGGGGGGAUCUUGGGCUUCAAUCGGGCUCCAUAGAGUCGAUCCCAUACCUCGGACUCGUUUCGAAAGGUGACUUGAUGCGGGGCCAUCCCAAUACUGCGAUGAUACGUGUGAUUGUACGUAUGAAUCAAGGGUUGCAAGACGUCCACGUACCGUAACGUAUUGUGCGCGGUGAAAUACCGGUACAUGCGUUGUUUCAAGGUACGAUGCCAUCGUUCCACCACCGAGGCCUUGCUAUCCCCAUAGGUGUAAAAAUGAUGCCAUCCAUGUUUCUUGAACCAGGCUUGGACCUGGCGAUUCAAAAAUUCUUGGCCUUGAUCCGUCUGCACACGGAGGGGUCGUCGUGGUGAGGCGCGUCGGCGUAUCGUUUCCAACCCUUUGAUCAUGUUGGCGGCACUCUUGGAUUUGAUGGGGACGGCCCAGGCAUACUUGGACAGGACGUCGAUGACCGUCAACAAAUAUUUGUUCCCCUGAUUCCACCGACUGAGUUUUUGCAUGUCCACUAAAUCCAUCUGCCAUUGUUCGUCUCGGCCAAAGACCAACGUGGGCGUGGUGGGAAAUCGGGUCCGUCGGGGUUUGUGGAGCGUAUAGCUCAACACGGAUUGAAGAAUCUGUUGCGCUUGCGGGGUUUUCAAUGUAUGGGCUCGGGCAAAGGGUUGGACCCCACCCAAGGCCCCCGGUGCUUGGGGAUCUUCGUAAGCGCGUGGCAACGACAUCAAGACACUGACACAGGAUUCGAGUCCAAGUCUGUCUUUUAAUAGUUUUUUUCACCUACAUGAAUUUUCAAAACAAACACGAACUGCCAAAGUUCUUAUGCAAAUGGCGCCUUCGCUCAAAGUCUCGCUCCUGGGCUUGGACAGACUCGCCAAAUUGUUUCAACCACGGAUCAUACUUUAGCUUGUCUAUCUCGGGGUUUGGCCUCUCACCAUAACGCAUCUCUACAGCGUGCAGGCCCCAGGGUCUCUCUUUUUCUGGACCUUUCAUAAGAGGGACAGGACAAUCCCUGACCCAUCGUCUCAAGGUCGGUUGUGCUUGUUCACGGGGGCACCAUAAGGGACCAUGGAGCCAUUGAAAGUAGCCACAGGGGUCUCUCCCAGGGACAAAGCUUCCACAACUGAAAAACACUUUGUUACGAUUUUUGGCCGUGCGACUCAAUUUCAUCUUGGGAACCAACUCACACUUGCACUUGAGCUCUCCAUGUUUCACUCGGGCAUGGACUUGAGGAUGCGUGUCGUUUUUUAAAGCCUCCAUCAUUAUUUCUCGCGUGUCUUCAAACAAAUAGACUGGACACCCUGGUUGGGGACACUUGAAUCUCAGGGAACCAAAUCUGGCUUGGGGGUUGACACAUUGAAUGAAUUGAUGGGGAUGAAACGGGCACACUUCAUACAGGAGUUGGUUGAACUGGGUAUCCAUCUGGUCUAUGUCCUGGAUGUCCCAUUCUCCCACUUCGGUGGCUGGAUCUGAAUGAAACGUCCCUUCUGCUACACAUUCUUCUUUAUAGUCUUUCAGGGUGCCCUCCAUCAAUGCGUUCACGGAUUGAUCGGUGGGAGAGGGUGUGGGCAGUGGGUCCGCCGCUUUAGGCAAGGCAUCGAGCGCGAUCACCAGUUCACUGGUAGGGGGUUGUUUGGCUUUCAUCUCUGCGAGUUCUGCUCGGGAAAACCCGAGCUCAGCCAUCUCCUGAUCAUGAUCCGCUUUCAUCUGGGCAGCUCGCGCUUGGGCUUUCUCCUCCUCUUGUUUUUGUUGUUUCUUACUGACGCGACGUCGUUUGCGUCCCGAAGGCACGGCGGCAGGUUGAGUGGCUUGACGAUUCAUCUGGACGAAUGAGUUCCAGGGAGCGUCUACUCGGUCUUUUAUAGCCCCUCCUCCUGCCUCAUGUGAUGUCCCUCGUGAUGCUCAUACGAUCUUUUUUCCACCAAUCCGGACUCGUCCUGGGAUCUCGUGAGGGUGGUGUGAUGUGGGUCUCUACCAAUCAGCGACCACUCUAGUGGUUAUAAAACCCGCGAGGCAUCCAACACCCCUCUCAUUCAUUGCAGUCAAGCCAACACAGUAAGUAUGACGCUCCAUCAAGUGGGUCUUUUGGUGUACAGUCAGGGGUUUGCCCUUUCCCGAGACGAAUACAUUAUUCGCGAACUGGCGUUUUGUGAUCGGACGGGGCAUCAUCAUGGCUUGAUCAAAUAUUUGUUACCCGAAGGCAUGUCGUAUCAUCAAUUAUCCGAAAAAGCCCGAACCCGUGUCGAUCGUCAAACCCAGACCGUGCAUGGUUUGCCGUUUGACCCCUUUGUGCCCGUUCAUAACGGCCAACACUUUCAUCCCUACCAUCAGCUCCACGACGAUAUCGCCGAUUGGUGUCAACAGCAUCUCACCCCCCAACGAAAUCGAAUCGGGGUCCACACGCUCAACGGACUGGCUACACUGUUCCAAGAGCCCCAGCAUGCGUACUCCUUUGUGGUCUUGGAAAAGCAGGGGUGUGGGGAUUUGGCCAAUCUUCCUAUUGCCACAGCCAAUGUCAUGGCUCAUAACAAUCAUGGUCACAAUUGGUGUAUGGAUCAUUCCCACCAGGCCCGUGGGAGCGGCGUCUGGCACGAUCAUUGUGCCCAUGUGAGAGUUUGUCAAAUGAGUGGAUGGCUCCGUCGCCAGACAAAUGUCUUACCCACCCUCUCGCAAAUCAAUGCCCAACGUGUACUGUGGCAAAAACGAUGUGAUCGAUUAUUGGACCAUGUGUUAUGUAACUAUUGUACCGAGGAAAAAGACAAGGCGUUUGCCAAUGGGCAAGGCCUGGAUUGGAUCCCGGAUAAUUGUCGUGAUUGUCGUAGCGUCUUGCAUGUCUUUGAACAAACCGUGACUCGCCAGGAAUGGGAUGUCCCCCUACUGUACGCCGAUGAUGAACCGCACACCAUGUGGGCUUGGACUCCCAUCCCUCAUCCUAAACACUGACGUUUUUUUUUUUUUUUUCAGACCAUGCUCAUUUACACAGGCGGUGCUAAAGGGGUGGACACGCAUGUGGAACGAUUAUGUCACUUGUAUGGUCAUACCUGUGUGGUCUUUAUUCCACCCUGUCACCCUCGAUCCAAGGCCCUCGCGCCUUUGACCCAGUCCCAGUUGGAUGCGGCCACGCCGACCGUCACCCAAGUGGCAUUUCGAUUGGGUCGACAACUUCAUCAUCCCAUCAGCCUCCAGUACAUUCAACGCAAUUAUUACGUGAUUCACCCCGCCUCCCUGGUCUUGGCCUUGGGCCAUUUUGACGAACUCGGCAAGCAUCUGUUGGGGGGCACAGGAUGGGGUGUGGUCAUGGCCCAGCUUUUAGGCAAACCCCUCUAUGUCUUUGAUGCGGAUAAAGAACAAUGGUUUUGGUGGAAUCCCACCUCCCAAGAAUAUCAAGUCUGUGACAGCAUGAUGGAGGAACAAAUCGCCUUACCCACCCUUCAAGAUAAAACGGCCAUUAUCGGUACCCGAGAAGAAGACCCAGUCCUCUAUCCCACCCUAGAAGCUUUAUUUAAACGUCAAUGAACACAAAAACACUUGUUUCAAUCUCAAUGUAUAUCAACUACAAUAAAAUUCAUAGUGGACAUGACAUUAUAAAUCAAAUCGAGUCUCUGCAUGACUUUGUCCAGCGUAUUGUAGGCACGCUUUCUCCGGCCAAUCAUCACGGGGUACUGACCCACGGUACAUUUCUGAAGCUGCUUCUUGAACCGGUCAAUGAUAAACGCGAUCCCCUCAUUCAUCACCUUGUCCAGAUCGGGAGGGACCCGUGCCAUCUCCACCAUCAUGCCAAUCUACAAAAACCAGACAAAAAGUUGUUUCAGCAUCCAGGUCAUGAAAAAAGAAUACCACUUCAAAACAAAUUCACUCACCGACAAUCGGUGAUCGAAUAUACGGUGGCAAUGGUGGCAACCAUUUUUUCGAGGGGUGCGCAACCGCAACACCACUUGAUUCCACCACCGACCUUCGCCCAGGUGUUGGGGAAACCCUGUCAUGUCGCAUUUGGGCAACCCUUUCAACUCCUGUACCACCUUCUUGCGUUUGUCCAUGGUGUAAAAACACUUCACCCAAAACAUAAUCUUGAUUUGCACUUCUAGGGGCAACACGCGGCCAAACGGUUUAUUUCUGGGGUCGACUAACCCUCGGCAGUCCAUGUUGAAAACAGCGUCAAGCAUGGAAUGAGGUCUCUCUGCCCUGUUUCCUUUAUUCAUGGGUUUCUGGGGCCAAUCGCCUACUCGCGCCAGGACUUGGCAUCCACCCUAAAAAGGUGUACCCAUGGGGGGCACCCCCUAGAGUUUCCUCUCCUGGUCAAAUUCUCCCACAUGAUCUCUCUCCACCAAUCAGCGCCUCCCAUCAAGUCUCUAAAUCCCGUUGCGCGCUCUAUGCGAGCUCAUUCCAGUUUGAUCCGUCAAGCCAGUCAAGAUGGUGAGUUCGCUCCAGUCAAUUGUGCUGUUCUCUGUCCCGAUCGCGGUUCUCUUUGAUAUGUUGAAGUUGUUGUGCCACCUCCCGAUGGGCCACGAAUGCCUGCGCGCCAUGUUCCGCAGAUGUACCCACGAAGAGUUACGUGCCUGGGCCCGAACGUUGCCGUGGGACCACCCGAUCGCCAGAAAGCUGGAUCACGAGGUCCAUCGCCGCCGUAUGGCUGGUGAGUGUCAUCGCUUUUUAUUUUUGGGGUGUGGGACCCUUUUUUUCCUUAUACCUUUUUUGAAUUUUUUCAUAGAGGUAUUCAAGGGGUUUGAGUUUCUGCGGACCGUACUGUGGCCAAUCCAUCUAUGUCUUUGCCCUCGACGUGCCCGACUCAAUUGGGCCGCGCGGUUCUGGGUUCCAGCCUGUUCGUGUUGAUUUUCAUUUUUUCGUCAGAUUCUUGGGAGUAUGUGGAGAAUCAGCCUGUGUGUCAUAUCUAUCAAUGGGUGGCUCAUCCCACCCCUAGCGGGGUCUGUAACCAUUGCGAGCGGAUGAUGGAUGGAUUCAGACUUGAUGACAUGAUUGCAGGCCUCAGGGUGGGGACCCUCACCGAAGAUGAAAUAGUCGAGUAUGUUCAGAGUGGGGACCCUAACCAUCGCGAAUGGGACGACUUUCCUUUGCGCAUGACGUUUCGCAUCAAUUCGUUUUUACGGUCCCAGGGUAAUGUGGGUGAACCGGAUUUGGCGGCCCUGGAUUUUUUUUAGAGGAUUAAUUUUUGUAUUAACUAUUUUUUAGGCACGCAUUGCCUGUUACGUCAUCAUUUGCAUUGGAUUCCGAGUGUGCGCUCUUUACGCUCUAAUUUUUUCCGAAUUUUGCAUCGUUCAUUGUAGGCUUUCAUUACACGUUAAACCAGUAUGGAGAUUGGGUACGACCUAUUCAAUUACGUUGUCAGUAUAGCACGGUCCGAUGUGUCAUCCAACUUCAUGAAACGUUUAGUCACGUUAACAGAGUAUGGGGGAUGGAUACAUCCCGUUCAAAUGUGUAAUCCGUCUUCAUAAAACGUUUCAGAUGUGAUUUCUGUGAUUGGCCUUUAUGGUUUUCAGAUGUGAUUUCCGCUAUAGAAGAAUGGGGGUGGAUCCUUUCCUUGCAACACCAUUACCAUAUUCAUAGUGUUCGACAAUUCACUCAGUUUUGUGAUGGUACUGCUUUUUAGAUACCCGUAGACACCUCAAAAGCGGUCGCUGGUUCCGAGAUUGUGUGGCUUUUUUACUUGGACGAGAUACCAAAGACAUUUAUUAUUAUUGAAUUUUUUUAGAAACACAUAGUCAUAUCUACAACAGUUGCUGGUUCCGAGACCGUCUUGCUUUCUUACUCAUAAAGACCGAGUAUUAAUUUUUUUUUCGUAGAUUCGCACACUAUUCUCAGCACCCACAGGGUUCAUGGUACUUCCGCGGCCUGGUGUUUUUGUGGUAGUAUCGUACAAUGGUACACUGGAACAGGGGUUGCCCUUCCACCUUAUCCAAGACCCCUCAAAUUACUCUGUUGUCGUUGUUUUUUAAAUUUUCGUCGUGUGCGCGAUUUAGAUGUGCCCUGUUAUUGGUGUGAGAUGAUGCAAGGGAUGGGCUAUCCACCCCGUGAUUAACACCCAUCCGUUGUUUUUUUUUGUUUCAGACACUCGUUUUGUCAUACGAGCCAUUUAUAUCCCUUGCCUUUUUCAGCCACUGCCCAGAUAAUAGAGAAUCACACCAGAUAUUACCAUGCUUAUCUGAUGAAGCAGUUGUAUUUUGUGUGCAAACGCUGUUGGACGUAUUCACGUCACGUGAACACCCUCCAUGAACCCUGUUGGGGAUGUCAUAUUUUAGAAAGCACAGGAUGGGAUUUCUGAACACCCGGCAGGGGGAGGUCUGCAUGGUGGCGCCACCCCUGCUGGAUGUUCAUUCUCAUUUUUUUUUCAUUUAGAUUCUCAUCGGAUGCUAGAUGAUGAGAUCCUUAAAAUCCUUAUAGACUUUGAUUCGUCUAUCCUCAAAGAAGGACCCACGCGUUCAAAUCAUUCUUUUUUUCAUUAGAAUCCCAUUGGAUCAUUGACUUUGCUAUGAUUUUUCGAGGAUGGCCCAUCCCUCAUCAACUUUCUAUCGUUCUUCAUUAGAUUCUCAUUGGCUCAUUCAAGAUCUUAUGAUUUUUCGAAGCUGGCCUAUCCCUCACAAACUUUGCAUUGUCAAUCAUCAAGGAUGGUCUAGUUUUCUCCAUUUAUUCAAACUCAGACAUUGAUUUUUUUUUGUUUCAUCAGUAUGUCAGUGGUUCUUAGAUGCUCUUAGAGGGUCCAAUAAAUUCCAUUGGCUCCAACUAAAGCGUUAAUUUUUUUCGUUUUUUAUUAGUAUGUCAUUGGUUCCUAGAUACUCAAACCAAGAUAUUGAUUUUUUAUUAGCCUGUCACUGGAUCCUAGACCAUUUUGAUUAUAAUCAAGACUGGAUUUUAAUAGAAUAUUAUUGUAAACAAACAUUUCAAGGGCGUGACACCACCAGGGUGUCACACACGUCCCACUUGUAAUCGAGGUUUGUUUUUUUAUUUUCCAGUCAAUCAUUGGACCCUAAACCAUCGCCUUGUGCGUGCCAAUGGUCGACUGUAUCUCAUCCAGUUUGCUUCUUGGAUCUAACCAUUCCUCUAUUCAAUUCGUUUCAGUCACUUUGGCCACGAUCAAAAUUCCCUUUCCUCAACCCAUGGUCAUACACAGGUUUCAACCACUACAUCAAAUGGCCUCAUCCCAGUCAUAUGACUUCUUCUGCCAUGAAGCAAACACCUUUUUUCGAUUUUGUGCAUUAAUGUAAAAAAAAAAAAAUGGGCGUGACGUCAGUAGGGUGUCACACACGUCCCGCUUGUACCCAGGGCUUCACGCGGUUCAUUAAAACUAUGUCAAGAAUGUGAGAUUCAACUCUUGUGUGUGCGUGUUCUUUAUUCCUAUGGGGUCACGUGGUUUAAAACAAUGGGUUGUGACGUCAAUAAGUCACAUGGGCGAAAUGCGCGAUGCUGAUUGGUCGAGACGAAAUUUGCUGCGCUCUGAUUGGUUAGGACCCGGGGUAGCCAUAUGUACUACUACCAAUGCUCUUGCAACUUGCAGUUAAAACAACAAACACUAAGGAUUGGUGAAGAGGGGCUUGAAUUGCAACAAGAGAAAAACAUUGAUAGAGAACCUACUGAAGACAGCGAGGAAAAAGGCAAAACAACUAAAAGAGUAACAAGAGAUGAAAAAGUGACAUUUCCAGAAACUACAUCACAGAUGAUCGGAUGGAAACCUAAAAUUCUGCAGCGAAACGAGGUUGAGAGACACGCACGUGGCAAGCAGGACAUAGUGAAGCUAUUUAAAUGGCCUCGCGAGGGCGUGUAA